Molecule: messenger RNA, 303 nt
Organism: Opisthorchis viverrini
Lineage: Eukaryota; Metazoa; Platyhelminthes; Trematoda; Opisthorchiida; Opisthorchiidae
Exons: 1
Coding region: 1-303 (100 amino acids)
Source: RefSeq, a predicted model, not a curated record
AUGCUGUUCUUAUUAAUCUUCCACACUGAAAACAGAGCAACUGAAUUGGAAGAGGGGCCUACAACUUACUCGCCGUCUGUUAAGAAGGGCAGUUUUUCAGGGCAAUCUUCGAAACCUGCUGCACCCGACAAGACGACAGACAAACAGAUCACAGUUGGCUUCAAAACUGCACAGUUCCCGCCGACUUUUUUCAAAGAGAAACAAAACAACCGGCUCAGGCUGCGCUUUUCCGAUCCGAAAGAUAUAGGUCAAGUGCUUGACAAGCCUCAGGCACAACACUUGGAAAGCAACAGAGUUCCCUGA